Messenger RNA from Vitis vinifera (wine grape), 1746 nucleotides. RefSeq names its product protein ABIL2. The transcript is spliced from 11 exons. Bases 519 to 1496 code for a protein of 325 amino acids. Lineage: Eukaryota; Viridiplantae; Streptophyta; Magnoliopsida; Vitales; Vitaceae. The record is from RefSeq and is a predicted model, not a curated record.
GAAAGGGGAAAGAAGAAGAAGCAGAAGAAAAAAGAUUAGAGAGUGAUGGCAGGAAAUGAAUAAUAAAUGAAAAGGAGGGUAGUUAGUGUUAUUACCAAUGAACUGUUGUUCGCCUUUAAUGGAAGAUGGAGAGGGAAUGGACUUGUGCUCCCAUAACUAACACAAACAAUAGUCACCCCCCUCUAUUAUUGACCCCCUUUGUCUUCUCUCUCCUUCAAUAUCUACACCUUUGUUUGGUCCUCUUUUGACAACAGCAUCUUCACAAAUUUGCUUUACAGAGAACUGAUUGGGAAUUGGAAACGGGAGGUUUUGAAGAAAAAAGAUACCUGAUUAAUCAAGUGUUUGUAAUUCUCACCCUCAACUAAUUCGAUGGAAGCUGUCGUCUUAUUUUGAAAUCUUAGGUUCUUUUCUUCUCCUUUACUUCCUCAGCAACCAAACAAAAGAUUAUGUGAAUCAUCAGCUGACGUUCUUUAGUAUCCGAGAAGUACUACUGUCAUUCCAAAUUUAGUAAAGAGUUCAUGGUUAAGGCACCCGGGUUCAGUUUCUCCUCCAUGGAGAGUGUGGCUUCAUCUUCUUCAGUUGCACAUCAAGAACCUUCAAACUAUGAUGAAUACUCCAUGCAGCAGAGCUUGCUCUUUGGAGAUAGCCUAAAGGAUUUGAAGAGUCUGAGAAAACAGCUGUACUCAGCAGCAGAGUAUUUUGAACAAUGCUACCAUAAAGAUGACCAGAAACAAAUAGUGCUCGAGACCCUGAAAGAUUAUGCCAUCAAAGCUCUCGUCAAUACUGUGGACCACUUGGGGUCUGUAACCUACAAGGUUAACACUUUCUUGGACGACAAAAUUGGUGAAGUCCAUGGAACUGAGCUUCAGUUCUCUUGCAUUGAACAGAGAAUAAGGACAUGCCGAGAAUUCAUCAAUCGCAGUGGCUUUUGUCAACAGUCCUUGCUGAUGAGAACUCCCAAACACCACAAGCGGUACACAUUUCCAGGCAAAUAUGGUGGGGAGACCACAAACACUACUGGGCACACUAUACCAACAUAUCAGACUUGCAGCCCAUAUGCUGAAGGUGACUUGCAUCAAUUUUACAAAGGUGGUCUAGCAACAGCUUGGGAGAUGCCAUCGUCAAUGAUGGCCAGAAGAGGACAUUCUGCGCGACCUUCUCCACAAUCUUCCCCUAGACCCAGAGCCUUUCCAUUCAAUAUCACUAGGAUUUCAUCCAGCAAAGAACGAGAUAAACGAGCAGUCUCUCCAAAUUAUUUUCCACUUAUCCGUUCUGGAUCUGUAGCUAGCAGAUCAACCUCUCCAAACUCUUCUAAAGCUAAGCUACGGACCUCAUCAGAGCCUCGAUCAGCUUCAUUGUUCACCCGUACCGAAAGAGAGAGAGCAAAGGAUAUUGAACAGCAAACCAGCCAAAGUAAACGUCUUUUCAAAGCCUUGAUUAGCAUGCGCAAGCCAAAAAAGGACGUGACGUUGUAUAGAUACUUGGAUGAGAACUAAGAGGGCAGAGAAAGGCAUGGAAGGAAGCAGAAAAUUGUUGAGGACUUGUUUUCAAUUUCACAGUUUUCUUAAGUGUAACUGGUUGCUAGUGCUUCAUGUUUUGGAAUUGUUUCAAAUCUAAGGUCUAUAGUGUAUUGUCCUAUUGAUCUUUCCAGGAAUUCGCAGUCAAUGAUAUUAUCAUUGACAUUGUAACUGGACACCAGGCUUCAAUUUCCCAAAUUAUUUUAUGCACUUUAUAUAUGCUUUUCAA